Messenger RNA from Suillus paluster, 1479 nucleotides. RefSeq lists its product as uncharacterized. The transcript is spliced from 2 exons. Gene Ontology annotation, molecular function: protein kinase activity. The coding region runs from base 1 to 1479 and encodes 492 amino acids. NCBI's taxonomy places the organism in Eukaryota, Fungi, Basidiomycota, Agaricomycetes, Boletales, Suillaceae. The record is from RefSeq and is a predicted model, not a curated record. Gene Ontology annotation, biological process: protein phosphorylation.
AUGCCGGUGAGUUGUCUAUCAGUAUUGAAACUCUUCCUCCAUGCUAACUAUCAAUUAGUUGCGGUGGCACCAGACGUUCCGAUUGUUAGUCAACGACAGGCGUACCUCGAGAAGCCCUCAGAAUCUCCGUCGUCUGCAGCAAUGCCAUCCGCGAUCUCUAAAGCUCAAGAUCAGGAUAAGCCUGAGUUUCUAUGCUCUCGUCCCCGCAAAGCAGAGGAUCCGGUCCCAGUUACUCUUCUUCACCCUAUCUUUGCCGAGUUCGUGGAUGAUUGUCGAGACUUAAAACCGACUCAUCACGAUUAUCGCUUUGUUCGGGAACUUUCGGAGAAGAUGUGCAUUUUCCCUCCGGACGAGAAUGCCCGUAUGGAUGUAUUCAGGACACAGCUCGCUUAUUUCUAUCCGCAUGUAACCCUCUAUGCUGCUGCGGUUGGCGCAAAAUCAUAUAGGACAGAUUGUCAUUUGAUAAUUGGUGGCAAGUUUGUGGCAGUGAUAGUGGAAGGGAAGAAAGAGAUCGGAGGCAGUGGUGCUGAACCAUUUGUGGAAGCCAUGUGGUAUCAGCGCCAGUUCAUGAAAAUCCUGAACAAUACAGAAUUUGACAUCGCGGAGCGUCGAUCUGUCUUCCCGUGUUUUCACAUCAUUGUAUUUGGCACUUGCAUCAGUAUUGUGGGCUCUGUUCUUACUCGAAAGGUUCAGUGCAAUAUCCUGGGGCCAAUCAUUCCAUUAUUUUGGCAUUCAAUGGACGACUCUAUGCAAUCCACGGCAGCUCGUAUGUUCGCCGCUUUAAAUCUUGCCAUCACCAAACUCGCAAAACUGUACUCUGCCCAGAUUCCACUUCUUACACCCCAAGAUUCGCCUCUUGAUUGUCCAUAUCCACAGGACUACGACAAUGGCACUCAAUACUUCUCAUAUUAUCACAGUCAGCCCCUCCGACAUCACCGUAUCUUCUUCGAGGAAACUUCCAUUGGUGAGAAGAUUUGUAUCAAAUACGUCAAACGGUACUUGCCUGAGGCUCACCAGUUCUGUGCCAAGGAGGGACAUGCCCCAAGACUCAUUGCAUAUGAGUCGUUACCCGGUGGAUGGAAUAUGGUGGUGAUGAAUGUCCUUCCGAUUCAUAAUGAUCUGUCCUCGCGAUCAACCAGUGCAUACCAACAGUUCAGUCAGAUACCUGCUGCUGAAUGCGGACCGCUGGAAAAAGCAGUCACUGAUUUCAUCCAUCAGUUUCACAAGAAGGACUUCAUUCACGGCGACCUCCGUGGCACCAACCUCUUCCUAUUAGGUGACAACUUCAUGCUCCUUGACUUUGACUGGUCAGGUAGGAUUGGCAACACCCAUUAUCCUAUGCACGUCAAUUGCAAGGGCAUCCAUCGUCCUUUUGAUGCGCGUGACGGGAAUGAGAUUAAGGUGGUGCAUGACUUGGAGAUGCUGCGCCAUGUGUUUCAUCCUGAGGAGGUUGCUAUGGGGGCUCCCUGCGGCUGGUGA